GCAGCUCUCAGGACCGGAGAGGGACAGAGCACUCCAGCUAUUUCAGCCACAUGAAAAGCACUGGAAUUGAGAUCCCAGCUCUGAGGACACCGGGAGUUCCUUCUACCCUGUAAAGCGGUUUUUUUGUGUUUUAUUUUUUUUUUGUGUGUUUUUGCACCUGGCUGCCUGGGACUGUCCUCAGGCAGUAAACAAAUCCAGAGAGCAGGGAUAAGACCUCGUGAAUAUGUCGAAGCAGCCAAUUUCCAACGUCAGAGCCAUUCAGGCAAAUAUCAAUAUUCCAAUGGGAGCCUUUCGUCCAGGAGCUGGGCAGCCUCCAAGACGGAAAGAGGGUACUCCUGGAACUGAGGAGGGAGCAUCUGCCACCUCAGAGGAAAAGAAACCAAUUCCUGGAAUGAAGAAAUUCCCAGGACCUGUUGUCAACCUGUCUGAGAUACAAAACGUUAAAAGUGAACUGAAAUACGUUCCCAAAGGUGAACAGUAGUUCAAAGGAAGCAAAAGGUCACAUUGGAUGCUUAGAAGUGGGAGAUGCAUUUGGUUUUCCCAAGGAAGAAAACAAUGGGUUGAAAUAAACAACUUCCUGAAAAUUUUAUAUAUUUGUAUGAUGAUCACGAACCUCCUGAAUGCCCAAGACUCUAGCAAAAAUAUCCUGUUUGUACAUUUAUAUUUCUUCCUUCUACUUGGUUGCAUUUCUCACCUUAGCUACAUUUUUGGCACCCUGCAGAGCAAAUCAGCACAUGAAUUUACCACCUGGGGAGUGUGGUUUUGAGGAGAGAUGUGAUUUUUAUGGAGGGGAUAUGGCAAUGUGCAUGCAGUGAUUUUGAUGUUAAGUACUAUAAGUUACUUCCCACAGUCUUUUGGUCAAUAUUUGAAAUGUCUUCUUCACCUUUUAAAUGAUCUCAGUUAACUUUUUAUGAGUUCAAAUAAAUAUUUGAGUAAACGUAA
Arvicanthis niloticus (Nile rat) is the source of this 942-nucleotide messenger RNA. RefSeq names its product small muscle protein X-linked (gene Smpx). Gene Ontology annotation, cellular component: muscle tendon junction; M band; costamere. The record is from RefSeq and is a predicted model, not a curated record. Lineage: Eukaryota; Metazoa; Chordata; Mammalia; Rodentia; Muridae.